UCAGCCAGUGCCAGACACCCUAGGGAAUUAGGAGGCAGCAGCUCAGGUCUGCAGCCAUGGUUCCUCUGAAGAAAAACCCAUCAGAGGCACAUUCAAGGCCUUGACCCUGAGCCUGUGCCACCUAGCACCCUGUUGAAGAUGUCACUGCUUGGAAGGGACUCCAGCAGUGAGCUGAACUCCUUGGAUGACAAGUCCAACUCUCCCUCGGGGAGCAACAGCAGCACUGCUCCAGAGAACGGCCACCCCGCUGGGGACGUGGGGCUAUCGAGGAUGCAAACCUUGAUCCACCUGAUGAAAUGCAACAUUGGCACAGGGCUCCUGGGGCUUCCCCUGGCCAUAAAAAAUGCUGGCUUAUUGGUCGGUCCUAUCAGCAUGCUGGCCAUCGGGGUCCUCACAGUGCACUGUAUGGCCAUCCUGGUGAACUGUGCUCAGCAUAUCAGCCAGAGAAUGCAAAAGGCUUUUGUGAACUAUGGAGAGGCCGCCAUGUACAGCCUCGAAACCUGCCCAAACCCCUGGCUGAGGAUGCACGCCGUGUGGGGGAGGUACACUGUCAGCUUCUUACUAAUCAUCACCCAGCUGGGCUUCUGCUGUGUUUAUUUUAUGUUCAUGGCAGAUAAUUUACAACAGAUGGUAGAAGAAGCCCAGGUGACCUCCAACAGCUGCGAACCCAGGAAGAUCCUGCUGCUGACCCCGGUCCUGGACAUUCGUUUCUACAUGCUGACGAUCCUGCCUUUCCUGGUCCUGUUGGUGUUCAUCCAGAACCUCAAGGUGCUGUCCUUCUUCUCGACAUUGGCCAACAUCACCACCCUGGGGAGCAUGGCUCUCAUCUUUGAGUAUAUCAUGCAGGGGAUUCCAUAUCCCAGCAACCUACCUCUGGCGGCAAACUGGAAGACCUUUGUGCUGUUCUUUGGUACAGCCAUCUUCACAUUUGAAGGUGUCGGUAUGGUUCUACCUCUCAAAAACCAAAUGAAGAAUCCACAACAGUUUUCCUUUGUUCUGUACUUGGGAAUGUCACUUGUCAUCAGCCUCUACAUCUGCCUGGGGACACUGGGGUAUAUGAAGUUUGGGUCAGAUACCCAGGCCAGCAUCACCCUCAACUUGCCCAAUUGCUGGUUGUACCAGUCGGUCAAGCUGAUGUACUCCAUUGGCAUCUUCUUCACCUACGCCCUCCAGUUCCAUGUUCCAGCUGAGAUCAUCAUCCCAUUCGCCAUCUCCCAGGUGUCAGAGCAGUGGGCACUGUUUGUAGACCUGUCUGUCCGCACAGGCUUGGUCUGUCUGACCUGUAUCUCAGCCAUCCUCAUCCCACGCCUGGAUCUGGUCAUUUCCCUAGUGGGCUCUGUGAGCAGCAGUGCCCUGGCCCUCAUCAUCCCACCCAUCCUGGAGAUCAUUACCUUUUAUUCUGAAGACAUGAACUGUGUCACCAUUGCCAAGGACAUCAUGAUCAGCAUCCUGGGCCUAUUAGGGUGUAUAUUUGGGACAUACCAAUCGCUCCAUGAUUUGGCCCGGCCCAUCCACCGUUCUGUGGCCAACUCCACAAGGGUCAUGCGUAACUAUUUAUUUUUAUUCUAAUAUCUCUCCCUUCCUCCCACCCC
Otolemur garnettii (small-eared galago) is the source of this 1592-nucleotide messenger RNA. It is a transcript of the gene SLC36A3, whose product is annotated as solute carrier family 36 member 3. Gene Ontology annotation, molecular function: L-proline transmembrane transporter activity; amino acid:proton symporter activity; glycine transmembrane transporter activity. Lineage: Eukaryota; Metazoa; Chordata; Mammalia; Primates; Galagidae. The transcript is spliced from 10 exons. The coding region runs from base 139 to 1569 and encodes 476 amino acids. Gene Ontology annotation, biological process: proline transmembrane transport; glycine transport; L-alanine transport. Gene Ontology annotation, cellular component: vacuolar membrane. The record is from RefSeq and is a predicted model, not a curated record.